AUGCGGAAACAUCAACAACACAUAGAAGAUGUUUUGGAAGCAAGGGGAAUUCCUUUUGAAAAGAUUGAUAUAUCCGACCCAAAUAAUGAAGAGAAGAAGACUUUCAUGCGUGAGAACAGUAAAUCUGAGUCUGGAAAAACACCACUUCCACCACAGUUGUUUUAUGAAGAAGAGUAUUUAGGGGACUAUGACAAAUUCCUGGAAGCCCUUGAGGAUGAAAGAAUCGACGCUUUCUUGAAACAAGCGCCAAGACCAGGGGUGAGUAGUGGCGGAGGCAAUGAGGAGGAGGAGGAAGAAGUUAUUAAGGAAGAUGAAGAAAAACUGAAGGCUGACGAAGGUGAAAAGGAGUCCCCUGAGAAAGACAUCACCAUUGAAGAGGCAGCUGAACAGGAUGCCAAGAAAGCAGAAAAUGGCGCUGAAAAGGAAGAUAAAGCUAGUGAAAAAGCCGAAGAGAAGAAAGAAGAUGAUAAAAAGGAAGAGGCUAAAGAGGAGAAAAAAGAAGAUUCUAAAGAUGUAACAAAGGCUGAUAGUCCUGAACCUGCAGCUGAUAAACCUCUUGUGUUUAAGAGGAAAACGAGCUUUGAAGAGGUAGAUGAAGACGCUGACCCAUGGGCAGAUAUUGGUGGUAAUGAAAAGAAGGAAGAAGAGGUAAAAGCUCCAGAAGAGGAAGAAAAAGAUAAGCCUUUAGUCUUCAGAAGAAAGAAAAGUUACGAUGAAGUUGAUGAAGAUGCUGACCCAUGGGCUGACAUUGGUGGUGGUGAUAAUGAAAAGAAAACUGAAGAGAUAAAAGAUCAAAACAAAGACGAAACUGAUUCGAAAAAAGAAGAUGAUUCUUCUAAACAAGAAGAUGAUGCUUCCAAGAAAGAGGAUAAAGAUACUAAGAAAGAGGAUGAUGGUAUUGAUCUGAAAAAGCCGCUGCUGUUUAAAAGACAGAAGGACUACGAUGAAGAUGAGGAGGCUGAUCCAUGGGCUGACCUUGGUGGUGGCGAUGAUGACAAGAAGGAUUCUGAAGAGAAAGAGGAGGGUAAAGGGUAAGUCGGACGACUAGAGACACGUUGCAUGAAGCUGCUCAGAUACCAGUUUGGCCUCAAAGAUAUACACUUGCAGCCUUUCUGACCCCUGGUUGCCCUGGAAAUCGAAAUAUGUAGAUAAAGAUUUUCUUAGCACCUUGAAGAAUGUAACUCUUCAGUGUCCAAGAGGCAUUUCCAGGUUUCUUCGAGACAUCACACAAUAAUAUAACAGCUUAAGCUAAAUGUAAUGGCUUGUAAAUUUGUAUUUUACUUUAAGAUAUUAAUGUAGGUGUUUUAUAUGACAGCCAAUAUAUGAAUGAUUUUUCUUUUUCAAAUAAAUUUGUCAACUUUCAUAGGUUUCAUAUAUAUUUUGCCCAAUGUGUAAAAAAAGCUACUGUUAAAGCUUAUUGUUGAAGCUGCCAUAACUAUAUUUACUAAUUUAUAACUUUAACUUCUCUGUGUAACAUUUACCCAUCCUAUUUCUAUAGAAAUUGUGUUUGCAAUAAUGGCUUUUAUAAUGGUUGUUUAACAAAAUUUAUCUCUACUUUAAAUUAAUUUAAUCUGUUUAUAGCAAUUAUAGUGUCUUCCACUUGAGACAGAAACAAUUACAAGUCUAUGUUCGUAAUUUUCUGGUUGAUUUUUAAUUCUAGAAAAAUAUAAGAGUUUUGUUAAUGCAAGCCUGUCACAAUUCACAAACAAUACUCUUCUGAGAAUAAUUUAACAUUAAACUCUGAUGAUUUUUAUCAAAAAUAUUUCUUUAAUAAAUCUUGGACUUAUAUAUUUAACAUCUAUUAUUUUUCUAGUCUUUGUAUAUGUAAAGUUCUUCUGCUAGAUAAAUUUUGGUUUAAAUAAUGAAGCUCAUUAGUCACGACCACUUACAGUUGCAUUGUCCCCCUUAUCAAGGGCAAAUACACUGCUGUUGUCAGGCAUGUUUUUAUAAGUAUACUCAUAUUUAUACUUUUUAUGUUUCCUAGGGAUUCAGUCAGAAUAAAAAAAUGGCAGGGGGGGGGGCUCAAAAAGGGCAGGCUUACCUCUUUUGUGAAAAUUUUAGUGGUAAACCUUUAUGUUGUAAGUGACUUAAUUUGCUGUUGGCACUUUGGUUCUUAUAUUCAAUCAUUCUUUCAGCAUAUACAUGUGUUCCAUUAGGUAUGUCCUUUAUUAUACCCCCAUAUAAAUAUAGGCUAUAUAGGAGUCACUCUGUGGGUCGGUCUGUCCCGAAAUCUUGUCCGGGCAAUAAUUAUGUUGUUCAUUUAGAGAUUUUAAAAUCAUUUGGCACAUUUGUUCACCAUCAUUAGACGGUGUGUCGCACGAAAGAAUUACGUCAAUAUCUCAAAGGUCAAGGUCACCCUUUGAGUUCAAAGGUCAAAAAUGGUCAUAAAUGAGCUUGUCCGAGCCAUAACUUCUUCAUUUAUUGUGAGAUUUUAAAAUCAUUUGGCACAUUUGCUCACCAUAAUUGUACGGUGUGUGGCGCCCAAAAGAAUUACGUCGAUACCUCCAAGGUCAAGGUCACAAUUUGUGUUUUGUGAAGACAGCCUGCAAAAUAGUCUGUGUCAUUGCGGCAAGUGGGGGUAUACGUUUAUGUCUGUGACAAAGAUCUAGUUUAAAAUGAUUUGAUGUUAAUAAGUAAUACUGCAUGGUAUUCAUCCACAUCCAAUGAAAACAAGUUUGGUGUGCCUGUCUAUAUUACAACAUUGAUAAAUGAAAAAGGGAAAAAAGGGUUAGACACAUUUUUUAAAUGGUGUUGCAUAAAAGGUCAAGGGGACCUCCCUGCCAUUCUGCUUUAGCUUAAUCCCUAAUGUAACCUGUAUAUUUUCAUACAUAUGCUUAUUUUAGUUAUUUUAUAAGAAAUCAUCUUGCCUUAAUGAUUUGCAUGUAUGCGUUAUGCUUGGUUCUGUGUAUUAUUUUUAUUCUGAACAAAAUAUUAUUUGU
Messenger RNA from Dreissena polymorpha, 2939 nucleotides. RefSeq names its product SH3 domain-binding glutamic acid-rich protein-like. The transcript has 6 exons. The coding region runs from base 1 to 1035 and encodes 344 amino acids. The record is from RefSeq and is a predicted model, not a curated record. Gene Ontology annotation, cellular component: cytoplasm. Lineage: Eukaryota; Metazoa; Mollusca; Bivalvia; Myida; Dreissenidae.